Messenger RNA from Onthophagus taurus, 654 nucleotides. NCBI's taxonomy places the organism in Eukaryota, Metazoa, Arthropoda, Insecta, Coleoptera, Scarabaeidae. The record is from RefSeq and is a predicted model, not a curated record.
UUUACAAAAUACCCACCUAUACAGGGAGUAAAAAAGGUGCUUUUCAAGUUUUUCUUGUUAAGAUUAAAAAUGGCAACCCCAAUAAAGAUGAUUUUAAGCCCAAAAAUCUUAUCUCCCAUAGGAAAUAAGGUAAAUUCCUUAUUGUUUAUACCAACAACUCAAAAAAGUUUAAACAUUCCAAAGAUUAUUUGUACAUCACCAAUACAAGAUAAUUAUAGUAAUAACACGAUAAAAAUACAUGUAACAAGAUGUAAAGAUCACAAAAAAGUCUUAGAAAUUAAUACACCAAAUAAAAUUGAUCUUUUAGAAAAUGGUCUCGCCGGUUUUGAUUUUAACAUUUUGGGUCGAGGUUCGUUUGGAACUGUGGUAAAAAGUACUUAUAAAAACAAAGCGGUUGCCGUAAAAAUCGUUAAAUUACGUGAAAAUAAGAAAGUGUUGAAUGAAACGUUUGCUUUGAAUUUAAAUCAUAAAAACGGAACUAUUAGUUACACAGCUCCUGAAUUACUUUUGGGGAAAUCACCAACGUUUAAAUGUGAUAUAUUUUCAUUUGGAGUUCUACUUUGGCAAUUAAUGCAUCGAGAUACCCCCUACAAAGGAAUCUCGUUGAAAAUCGGACCCCGAGAAAUACUAAUGAUGCCUGCGGAUGAUGUUUAA